CACACUGUUACAAUUUCAUUACCUUGUUUUUAUAAAACUUGCAUUUUUUUAGUUUUAGAAUAUAUAUGAAAAUAUAGAUAUAUACAUAUAAAAAUAUAAAACACGUUGUACUUAAGCAAUUGCAUUGGAGGAGAUGAGCUCAUCACGGUCAAAGUGGGAAGCAUUUUUCAAAGACGCUCACAUUCCAACAAAGCAAGCCACAGAGUAUGCAUCAAGAUUUAGUGACAAUCGGGUGCGUUUGGAUAUGCUUAAUGAGUUGAGCAAGGAAUUACUGCAUGAUCUUGGUAUUAAAGCAGUUGGUGAUGUCAUAGCUAUAUUACGUCACGCUAAGUUCAAACAUGCAGAGUUGUCUCGUGACCGUUCUACUUCUCCUGAAGUUGUUGAAAAGCCGCCUAUGAAAAGAAAAUCAGAUGUAGCAACUUCAAAGAAGACACAAUUGCCAGAGAAGUUUCCAUCUAAAUUGUCUCUGGUCAAGCCAAAACCACCAAAAACAAUCCCACAAAAAACUGUGGCUUCAAAGGCACAACCCUCUAAGAAUAUGCCAACCACACAAGUCAAAGAUAGUGUCAUACCUGCCAACGCACCGGCUUUGCGAAUUACCACAUCAACGCAAUCCCCCACGACGUCAAAACUGAAGCCUGGUCGCAUGAAAUUGUCGGAUAGAUUUAACGAGUUUCAUAAUGAAGCAAAAAGAAAGAAAUUGGAAGAGGAAAGAGUGGAUGAAGAGAAUGAUAGGUUGAGUGAAAAGCAGCCAGGAAAAGGUAGAGGUACCACGUUCACUAUCCAAGUUCCCAGGAAGCAGUCAUCUACAAAAUCAACCAAUCUGGAAGAAAUACAGAAGGUGACAACGCAUCCUAAAGUCACUCUUGUACCUGCUCAAGGAAAAGCAUUAAAUCGAAACAGACAAUCCACGUCGAUAUUUGAUCGUCUGGGUAAAUCCACUGCUAGUAAUAUUCCGAUACAGGGUAAAACGCCGGAGAACAAACCAAAUGUUUUUAAUCGCUUGGGUGCAAUAAGUACCUCACCUAGUACGAUUCAACCAGUUCAAAAAGUAUCCGCCAUCGUUCGGAAAACCAACAAUACGGCGAGUGGGAUGACGAAAGCGAGUAAGACGUCGAGUGUUUUUAACAGAUUGGGUAGCAAGUGAAAACGAACUUUCGUGGCCAUGAUAUGACGUGAUAUCCGUAUUGAAAUACUUGGCACAACAAGAAAACACCUAUUGGGCGGUUUAUUCGAGUUCCACGGCAAAUGAAACAGAGAUCUCAGAGUAAUACGAGUCGUAAGGAACGAAACAGAAGUAUCAGAAUAAUACGAGUUUUGUAACGAACGAAACAGAAAUCGCAGUUUUAUCGUAUCAUCGCUGGGGCGUUUACCGUUGUGUAAACUGCAAUAAAGAGUUCACGCUUUUCAAUCAUUUGAUCUCCUUGUUUGUUUGUUCGUUCCUAUCUCUUUUCUUCAACUUUUAGAUUUCCUUUGUUCCUUCUACAGCAGGAGCUUUGAGCUGCUUUUAAUUUUAAAACUACAAAAUUGCUCCGUUAUAUCAAAAGCUCUAUGUAGUCUCGUUUGUAAUCAACCAAAGUUCGUUAUAUUUUUUUCGCAAAAUGGCUAAAACUAAAGUCGAAAAUAACUACCCCCGUCCAACUCCGCAUAUCAUCUGUCUUCAAGCACGUUUCAUGCUAGCACGUGUCCGCACCAAUGUAAAUAAAAUCGUUUUCGUGAGUUUUAAAAUUCCAACUUCAUGUGUGAACAUGAACAAGAAUACAUUAAUCAAAAAAUGUUGUUUUUUAUUAACUGGGUUUGUUUUUUAAUCAUUUGUAUAUAUAUUUUUAUAAUUGGAUGAAAAACAUGUUUGAA
Hydractinia symbiolongicarpus is the source of this 1854-nucleotide messenger RNA. RefSeq lists its product as uncharacterized. The record is from RefSeq and is a predicted model, not a curated record. The transcript is spliced from 8 exons. Lineage: Eukaryota; Metazoa; Cnidaria; Hydrozoa; Anthoathecata; Hydractiniidae. The coding region runs from base 134 to 1147 and encodes 337 amino acids. Gene Ontology annotation, cellular component: nucleus.